AUGCACGAAAAUAUUUUUCUAUCAUUGGAUCGGCCAUACACAUAUACAGAUAUUUAUCUUGCUUUCAAUAUUCCAAAACCAACUAGAAAUAAAUAUAAAAUUCAAACAUUAUCAUCAAAUUUAAUAUCCGGUUAUGAAGUUAUUUCAUUAGCAUCAAAUACAUUUUAUAAAUACGCAUUAAAUGAUACAGAUGCAUCAAUUCAAACGACAUUGAUCUAUAAAAAAAUAGGAAAUUUUACAACGCAACCAUCCAUUGAGGAUAUAUUGAAUUACAUAAGUACAAUAUCAUGUAUUCUUAAAUUCUUACCAUUCACAUUAUCAUUUGAUAUAUUAAUAUUUUACAUUCUAUUCUUCUAUGUAACUGUAUUUUUAAUCAGCGAACGAAAAGAUAGCUUUCUAUCAUUGCUUAAUAUUAGUGGUUUACAUCCAGCAACGUAUUGGAUAUUUACUUAUCUUUUUGAUAUAAUUAUUUCUAUUAUAUGGUUUUGUUAUUUACUUGCUGUUUAUUGUAUAUUUCAUCUUGCUUUUAAUGGUAUACCAAACAAGAAACCUCAAACAGAAAAUACAGUUCUAUUGGAAUUUCUUAGUCCAUGGGAUUUACGAGUACAAUUUUAUCCAUUAACAAUAUUAAUUAUAUUACCAACAUUACCAUUUACUUAUUUAUUAACCAAACUUUUUAAAAAUGAUAUCAAUGUAUGUAUUGUUAUAGAAUUGUCGACUAGAUCGAAUGCGGGCAAAUAUUUUUGA
Messenger RNA from Rotaria sp. Silwood2, 747 nucleotides. NCBI's taxonomy places the organism in Eukaryota, Metazoa, Rotifera, Eurotatoria, Philodinida, Philodinidae. The record is from the annotation of a GenBank genome assembly.